AUGGCCGAUAGAAAUAGGACAGAAGUGACUGAAUUCAUCUUAUUGGGCCUAUCCAGCUGGCCAGAGAUGCAGCUAGUUAUUUUUGGGUUUGUCCUUGCCAUGUACCUGGUAGCAUUUAUGGGCAAUACUCUGUUAGUAAUUGUUGCUUUCUCAGACCCCAGGCUCCAGACCCCUAUGUAUUUUCUGCUCAGACAGCUUUCCUUCAUUGACAUAUUUCUGACAACUAUCACAGUCCCCCAGAUGCUGGUGCACACACUGUCUGUGAAUAGAACUAUCUCUUUUAACUGCUGCAUCAUCCAGUUGUUCUUCUUUAUGGCUGUGGGCAGCAUGGAAGGCCACUUGCUGGCUGCUAUGGCAUAUGACCGAUAUGUUGCCAUCUGUGACCCCUUACGAUACUCUGCCAUUGUCAGCCGUCGCCUCUGUCUACGCAUAACUUUGACCUCUUGGAUGGUCGUCAGUCUCAACAGCCUCCUAUACAGUGUGCUGGUCACCCGUUUAACCUUCUGUGGCAACCAAAUCACUCACUUCUUCUGUGACAUCACACCCUUGCUAAAGCUCUCCUGUAACCGGCCAGUCGUCAAUGAAAUGCUAAUAUUCACUGAGGGUGUAGCCGUGGUGGUUAGCCCCUUCUUCUUCAUUUUAGGUUCCUAUGCCCGAAUUGGUGUUGCCAUAGCCCGUAUGCAUUCAGUUGCUGCCCUACGAAAAGCCCUGUCCACCUGUAGCUCCCACAUCAUGGUUGUGCUGCUCUUGUAUGGCUCUGUGAUCCGCAUGUACCUUCGACCAUCCUCCAGCUACGACUUGAACCAGGACCGUCAAGUCGCCAUCUUUUACACAGUAGUUACCCCUAUGCUAAACCCACUUAUCUAUAGCCUGAGGAACGAGGAGGUCAAAGGAGCUCUGAAAAGGCUUUUCAAGAAACUCAGCAUCUCAAGAGAUUUCCAACAUGGUUCUCAAUCAAAUAGGGAAUGGCAGCAAGAUUUCCUAAAACCAAGGAAUUAA
Molecule: messenger RNA, 999 nt
Organism: Erinaceus europaeus (western European hedgehog)
Lineage: Eukaryota; Metazoa; Chordata; Mammalia; Eulipotyphla; Erinaceidae
Product: olfactory receptor 1361-like
Exons: 1
Coding region: 1-999 (332 amino acids)
Biological process (GO): G protein-coupled receptor signaling pathway
Cellular component (GO): membrane
Molecular function (GO): G protein-coupled receptor activity; olfactory receptor activity
Source: RefSeq, a predicted model, not a curated record